Pecten maximus is the source of this 3131-nucleotide messenger RNA. RefSeq lists its product as uncharacterized. The transcript has 4 exons. NCBI's taxonomy places the organism in Eukaryota, Metazoa, Mollusca, Bivalvia, Pectinida, Pectinidae. The record is from RefSeq and is a predicted model, not a curated record. Bases 96 to 626 code for a protein of 176 amino acids.
AAACCGGGCCCUAUAAAGCAAGGCUUAUGUAAUACUUCUAGUGUGUUUUGUAGAUAGUGUGUCGCCGUAUCAUGUCCGACGCCUCCUGACAAGAGAUGGACAAACUUGUGAGCUUUUUGGUCACACUGACCAUUUUGGGAGCAAGUCAUGCUGCCACGAAGACAGAUGAUCCCAAUUGCAUAAUAGACUCGACUCUUGAAGCCACCGCUUCCGGCAAUUAUCUCGACUGCCUUUCUGAUGAAAUGGUCGCUGCUGGAACCACGUCAUGUUGUACGAUAGAUAAAGCCAAAGGUUGUUGUAAGGAAGGAGGAAGAUGGGAUAAGAUGAUCAUUAUAGGGUGUGCGAUAGGAGGGACGACGAUAGUGCUGGCCAUCAUCAUCUUUUACGUGAUGUGGUGUAAGCGAGAUACUAUCCCUUGUAUUGGACGUUGUAUGGACUGUACCCAGAGGAAGUAUUAUGAAGUGGAGGAGAGUUUCUGUUGCUGUGAAGGGCGAGUGAUGAAAAGGCGACAGGAACAAGAAAUUAUGAAGAAAUGCAAGGAACAACCAGCGUUUUCACUACCAGAGGAAGCCGUAGAGAAUACGAAGAAGGAAGAUUUCUGGCAAGGACAGCUCAUCAAAAGUUAAAAUAUGCAUCGAAUAGUUCAUGUGUGUGUGUGUAAUCUCCAUAGUCAAAGAUAAUCAUAUUUGUCUGACACCUUAUGCAUCCUGAAAGAAUAUUGUUUUCGGAAUUCUUAAUUCAAAUCUGGAAGUAGAACUAUCAUACUGAAACAUCAUAUAUCUUGAACAGAUUAUUUAUAGAUUUCAGGUUUUAUGAGGUAGUAUCUUGGUGAAAAUCUGUAUGUGAUAUAUUUAAUGAGGAUUAAUGCAUCAAAAGCUGUCUGAAGAAUGAAUUAUGACUAAAUAAUUAAGGUAGUUUCUUUGAAUACAUUUAUAUGGUUGAGAAUAUUCACUUUACAAGUCAUACUAAUAAAUGAUGGACAAUUCAUGGCCUAAAUGCAGUGCACUUUGAUAAACAUGACAGUGUAUGUAUAUGUUUACAUGAUGUAACAUCACCACAAAAAUAGAUAAGUAACCUUCCGCCUAUAAAAACGUGGAUCCGUCUAAGGAAGCAAACAUUUACGAGACUUUAAGCUAUUCCAGGAAUAUCAUUAGUAUUGAGUAGAGAGAUUCGUCAUGUCUAAACAUUUAUUGAAAGGAUUUUUAAAGCAUAUAACUUAUAUUACAUACAUAAAAUGUAUGUUCAUGCUAUUUUUCAUACCUAAAUAAAUGUUAAAAGUGAAAGUUUAUCUAUACAGGAAUUUGAAAUAAUACGAAAUGGAAUACAACUGUGAUAGGAACGAAACAUCCAGCAAAUCGUCAAAUCAAUCACUGUAUUGUCUACUGAUGUGCAUGAUGUAGGCUAGCGCGCCAGCGAAAAUAAUCGAUACCGUUAAGUUGUAAGCGAACAAUAAACCCUAAUUCUAAUUAUCUCUACGGAACCAUUAUUCUCACCUUGAUUGGGAAUCUUAUGCUGAAAUAUUAACCGUCUGUCAGUACGAAUCGUACCGACACUGGUAUGUCAACAUCUAUUAUUAACAACAACCAUAUUGAUCAAACGAAUUAUGGUAUGGUGGUUUCCAGGAUUUUUAUAAAACGUAGUAAAUAAUUUAUUUAAUGUUUUAGCAAUAAAGUGUGCAUUGAAGAUUUCUGGAAUAUCUAAAAGCAAAAAAUUAUUAUGAUUAGAAUCGUUUUAAGCAAUAAAAUGUGUAAUUAAGGUUUCCGGAAUAUUUACAAACAUAGACAACUGUAAUUAGUAUUGUGUUUUAGAGAUGAAGUGUGUAAUUAAGACAUUUCCAGAAUAACUAUAAACAUAGACAAUUUUUAUUAGAAUGGUGUUUUGAAGAUGAAGUGUGUAUUUAAGAUGUAUCUAUGUAUUGUAAUAUAUGUGAUAUUUGCUAGGGCUUUUUAGAUUAAAUACAACAAUUCCUUUUUAAUCAUUUUUAUAGAAAUAUUUAUCCAUUGUGCCUGCUCGAUGAGUUUUGUGUAAUUGACUGAGUUCCUGUUGUUAUUUAAAGAAAAUACUGUUUUUAAAUUUGUUGAUUUGAUAAGCCUAUACCGUUACACCUUCCAUAUGCUAUGCACAACGAAUAUUUCAAUAAGAUGUAUACAGUUAUAUACCUACAUAUGUUACUAUGUAUUUCGUUAUAUAUUGAUAGAACUGUUUUGCCAAAACUAUAUAAAUUAUAUGUACGUAUACUGUAAACGAACAUAUUUUGGCGCCCUCAAAUUUUGGCGCGUACCCGAAUUUAAACAUAUAACCUCAAUGAUGAAUUGACGCACAUACAAUAUUUGCUGUAGAGAGCAAUAUACAGAAACUGUAAUUAGCGAAAUCAUAAUUUAAUGGAAUGCUUUCAGCGUCAAAAUCGCCAAAAUAAGAUUACCGCUAAAAUAUGUACACUUACAGUACUUUCGACCCAUUAUAUGUCUUUGUAAUACCUUAUUGAAAUGAUUAUAUUCUCUAACUGACAUGCGUUUCGAAACAAUUCCAACGCCAAUUUAUUGGUAACACAUUUAAAACCAACUCAAAAACGUUUUUGACCAGGAUGUUUUUUUAUUCAUCGAUACGAACUUUUUUGUAAAGGGAGAUAACUUACAAAAUACAAGUAUGACGUUUAAGAUAUGAUGCAUCUUUAACUGAAACAAUGACGAUAUACGAAAUUUUAAUCUGCCAUAGUGAAAGUAAUAGCAUGUGCGAGACUCUAUCGACAUGUAAAAUAAAAUGAUAAAUAUGUUGUUGUUUUUUUCAGGAAAUUUAGUUGAAAUUAUUUCGACUGUAAUACAUCUUAAACAAUUAGCUCAACAUCAACAGAGAAAAUCGUUUAUCAAGUACAGAGCUAGAUCUUCAUCGAAACAAAAUUGAUCGAUACUCGACAGUGUUAAUGUCACUCCUAAACACGUUUUUCGCUAUGCAUUAUGUUAUGAGUAUGAGUUGACACUUAAUCCGUAUGGCAAAAAAUAUAAGGGUUGUAUCUGAUGAACAUUUCCAAGUAUAUUGUAUUAGUUGUUACAAAGACUUAGGGAGAACUGCUGUUGUCUGAUUAAUCACUGUGUCUUAUAUUUUCAAAACGAAUAAACAAGAUAAUCAUUUAA